GUUUUGUCUCAGAGAAAGUCAAUGUUGUCCCAUUUUGUCUCAGAGAAAGUCAAUGUUGUCCCGUUUUGCCUCAGAGAAAGUAAAUGUUGUCCUGUUUUGCCUCAGAGAAAGUCAAUGUUGUCCCGUUUUGCCUUGUCCCGUUUUGCCUCAGAGAAAGUCAAUGUUGUCCUGUUUUGUCUCAGAGAAAGUUAAUGUUAUCCCGUUUUGCCUCAUAGUCAAUGUUGUCCCGUUUUGCCUCAGAGAAAGUCAAUGUUGUCCUGUUUUGUCUCAGAGAAAGUCAUUGUUGUCCCAUUUUGUCUCAGAGAAAGUCAAUGUUGUCCCACUUUGUCUCAGAGAAAGUCAAUGUUGUCCCAUUUUGUCUCAGAAAGGUGUCAUUGUUGUCCCGUUUUGCCUCAGAGAAUGUCAAUGUUGUCCCGUUUUGCCUCAGAGACAGUCAC
This is a messenger RNA of Owenia fusiformis, 437 nucleotides long. The record is from the annotation of a GenBank genome assembly. Lineage: Eukaryota; Metazoa; Annelida; Polychaeta; Sabellida; Oweniidae.